AUGGCUGCUGUGAUUAGGCUUUCUCAAAAGGUGUUUUGCAGUGGAACCGUGGAGACCGCAUUGAGUGUGGGCGAAAUUAAUGUUCGAACAUCAACAGUGACUCUGCUUUAUGCAAUUGGAGUCUCCCUUGGAGAAAUCAACUCACUGGUGUACGCGGACUCUAACGCCAACCAAUUGCCAAAGGGGAAGCACAGUGUUCAGGGCGUCGGACGCAAUAUGCCUGAUCCUUCGACUUGGAUUACUUUAGAUGAUGGUGUAGUGGUGCCUUGUGGAAAGAUCAUCGAAUCCAAAGUGUAUACCGCCACACUCUUGUACAACGAGUUCAUUGUUUACGACGUGCGUCAAAUACGUCUGCGCUACCUGGUCAAACUGAGGUUUGAGUACAUCCUCUAG
This is a messenger RNA of Echinococcus granulosus, 393 nucleotides long. Its product is annotated as Poly [ADP-ribose] polymerase. The record is from RefSeq and is a predicted model, not a curated record. The transcript is spliced from 4 exons. Gene Ontology annotation, molecular function: NAD+ poly-ADP-ribosyltransferase activity. The coding region runs from base 1 to 393 and encodes 130 amino acids. NCBI's taxonomy places the organism in Eukaryota, Metazoa, Platyhelminthes, Cestoda, Cyclophyllidea, Taeniidae.